Molecule: messenger RNA, 2838 nt
Organism: Ictalurus punctatus (channel catfish)
Lineage: Eukaryota; Metazoa; Chordata; Actinopteri; Siluriformes; Ictaluridae
Product: E3 ubiquitin-protein ligase TRIM35
Exons: 8
Coding region: 888-2306 (472 amino acids)
Molecular function (GO): protein binding; metal ion binding
Source: RefSeq, a predicted model, not a curated record
AUCAGGCAAACCAAAAGGGGUGUGGUUUGUAAAUUAUAUGCCAUGUGUUAAGUCACCCGUCUCCUCCAUAUCUGGCUAUGACCCUUUUAUCCUACAGGACCAGAUAGUGUGCUGUAGUGAGGACAAGUUAACACCACUGUCUAUUCUGAGAGAUACAGGUGCAGCCCAGUCUCUCAUUUUGAGCAGUGUAUUAGGAUUAACACCAGAAUCUUAUACUGGAUCUUGAUAUGAUUCUCAAAGGGGUGGGGGAGGGUUGUGUUAAAGCUCCCGUAUACAAACUGUCUCUGAACUCAGAGCUAGUCACAGGUUAUGUGUGUGUUGUAGUAUGUGCCCAACUCCCAGUGGAGGGAGUGAAGUUCAUUUUGGGGAAUGAUUUAGCAGAUGGACAGGUGUUUCCUCACCCUGUAGUGGUUAAUAAUCCAAGAGUGGAUGAGAGCGGUGAUACAUUGGCCAAAUUGCUAAAUAUUUUUCCUGCCUGUGUGGUUACACGAGCACAAGCUCGGAAGUGGGAUGAAGUUGUUGAUUUAUCUCAUUCAUUUCUUCAAGCUGAAAAUGUCAGUUUGACAUUAGAAAUGUUAGUUGAUGCAAAACCCUCAAAAAGAAAAAGUGAAUAUUUUAAAUUAUGUGAAGUUUCAUUGCAGAUUGGACACGAACAACUGGCAGCUGCUCAGAAAGCUGACCCUUCGCUGGUGAACUGUAUUGAGGCUGCAACAAACAAAAUUCCACUUGAAAAUUCCAAGUCUUAACAGGUGUCUUCUCCUAAACUCCGCCUAUUAAGGAAGUGCCGAGUCUGAGACUCUAGUCCUUCAUAAACACCCUGCAGUGUUCUGCUCAGAUUGAGUACUGUCCCAUAAACAGACUGGAGCGAAUAACAACAGCAAAACAAAAUGGCUACUAAGUUUUCGGAGGAGGAUUUCUCCUGUCCUGUGUGCCAUGAUAUCUACAAGGAUCCUGUUGUCCUGGAAUGCAGUCACAGUAUGUGUAAAGUGUGUUUAGAGAAGUCCUGGGAAGCCAAAGGAUCCAGAGAAUGUCCUCUUUGUAGGUGGAUGUCGUCUAUACCUGAUCCACCCAGAAAUCUGGCCUUAAAGAACCUGUGUGAGACUCUCUUACAGGAGAAAAAUCAGAGUUCUUCAUCAGCGUCUGAAACAGUCUGCAGUCUGCGCAGUGAGAAACUCUUCAGUCUGGACGAUAAGCACUCGGUGUGUGUGAUAAAUCAGGAUUCAGAAAAACUCAAAGAGCACAAAAUCUGCCCCACUAAUGAGACAGUAACUGACUGUAAGGAGGAGCUCAAAACUGCACUGAAGCUCCUACAGGAGAAACUGAAGAUCUUUAAAGACUGUAAUCUGAACUGGAGUCGGACUGCAGAACAUAUAAAGAUUCAGGCCCAACACACAGAGCGGCAUAUUAAGGAGGAGUUUGAGAAGUUUCACCAAUUUCUACGAGAUGAAGAGGCAGUCAGGAUCGCUGCACUGAGAGAGGAAGAGGAGCAGAAGAGUCAGAUGAUGAAGGAGAAGAUUGAGAAUCUGAGCAGAGACAUAUCGUCUCUUUCGGACACAAUCAGAGUCAUAGAAGAGGAGAUGAGAGCUGAAGACGUCUCUUUCUUACAAAACUAUGAAGCCACAGUGAAAAGAGCUCAGUGUACAAUGCAAGAUCCAGAGGAGCUUUCAGGAGCACUGAUCCAUGUGGCAAAACAUCUGGCCAAUCUGAAGUUCAGAGUCUGGGAGAAGAUGCAGGACAUUGUCCAAUACACACCUGUAACUCUGGACCCCAAUACUGCUCAUUCUAAUCUCAUUGUAUCUGAUGAUCUGACCACUGUGAGACGCAAUGUUAAGGAACAGGAGCUUCCUGAUAAUCAAGAGAGAUUUGAUAAAUUUGAAUGUAUCCUUUGCUCUGAGGGCUUUAAUUCAGGGACACACUGCUGGGAUGUUGAAGUUGGAGGCUGUAAACAGUGGUCACUGGGUGUGAUGACAGAGUCUGCUCAGAAGAAGGGAGAUAUAUUUAACAGAAUUGGAAUCUGGUUUAUGUGGUUUAAGAACGGCAAACAUGCAGUAUGUUCUACACCACAUCCAACCACUCCCAUCUCAAUACCACAAGAACUCGAGAGGAUCAGAGUGCAGCUGGACUGGGAGAGAGGAAAGCUGUCAUUAUCUAACCCUAUUACUAACACACACAUAUACACAUUCACACACACAUUUACUGAGAAAUUACGGCCAUUUUUAGCUGAUACAUAUAAAGAGAAUUCUCUGAAGAUCCUCCCACUUCAUUGCUCUGUAAGCGUGAAUCAGUUAGAGCUGGUUCAGAAAUAAAAAAUAUAUUUUUAAGCUUAAUCAGAUCUAUUUUUUAUGAAUACUUGUCUUUGUUUAGACAGUUUACUUUAUAUUCUUACAGUACAGUGUGUUCUGUUGUGUCAACAAUUAUAUUUCAGUCUUGCAUAGACCUGCAAUGUACACUAUAAAACAUUUUAAAGAUUACUCUCCAACUUUAAAAGAUUACAUAACUGAUUUCAUCACAUUUUUAACAUUUACAUUUAUUCAUUUAGCAGACGCUUUUAUCCAAAGUGACUUACAAAUGAGGAAAUAACUUCAUGGAUGAUUAGUUUUUUUAUUUAAAUUUAAAUGCUGACCAAACUGAAAGUGCUUAGUUGCAGCCUCUUAAAGUUCUAAUGCAUAACUUUUAAUUUUAGGUUGACAGAACUUGAUGAGUUAAGUCAAAAUUUCAUGUUAUAUUUCCCAGCUAAAAACACAUUGUAAUUAACUAGUUAGUAUCACAAACACACAAUUGUAUUUUUUACCUGGCAACCUGGGUGCACUGAACUAAUCAUUAAACUGUUCAAAGGCA